Molecule: messenger RNA, 1710 nt
Organism: Chrysochloris asiatica (Cape golden mole)
Lineage: Eukaryota; Metazoa; Chordata; Mammalia; Afrosoricida; Chrysochloridae
Product: acyl-coenzyme A synthetase ACSM5, mitochondrial-like
Biological process (GO): fatty acid biosynthetic process; acyl-CoA metabolic process
Cellular component (GO): mitochondrial matrix
Molecular function (GO): fatty acid ligase activity; fatty-acyl-CoA synthase activity
Source: RefSeq, a predicted model, not a curated record
AUGAGGCUGUGGCUGAGAAGCCCCCUCCUGCAGACUCUGAGGAGCUCCAGAGGAUUCUGUGGACCCCCAGGGCAGCUGAGACCUUCACCUGACCCUCCUAAGAUCGUGGCCACCUGGGAAGCCAUCAGCCUAGGGAGGCAGCCAGUGCCUGAGUAUUUCAACUUUGCCCGUGAUGUGCUGGACGUGUGGAGUCAGAUGGAAAAGACUGGACACCGGCCCCCAAAUCCUGCAUUCUGGUGGGUAGAUGGCCUGGGAACAGAGGUCAAAUGGAGUUUUGAGGAGCUGGGGAGGCAGUCCAGAAAGGCGGCCAAUGUACUGGGGGGCGCAUGUGGCCUGCAGCCUGGGGACAGAAUGAUGCUGGUGCUCCCUCGAAUUCCAGAGUGGUGGCUGGUGAGCGUGGCAUGUAUGCGGACAGGGGCUGUCAUGAUCCCUGGUGUCUCUCAGCUGACGGAGAAGGACCUCAGAUACCGGCUGCAGGCGUCCAGGGCAAAGACCAUUAUCACCAGUGAAGCUCUGGCUCCGCGGGUGGACGCCAUUAGUGACGAAUGCCCUUCCCUGCAGUCCAAGCUCUUGGUGUCAGACAGCAGUCGGCCGGGCUGGAUGAACUUCAGGAAACUCCUCCGAGAAGCAUCCACAGAGCACAACUGCGUGAGGACCAAGAGUAGAGAUCCUCUGGCUGUCUACUUCACCAGUGGUACCACUGGGUCCCCCAAGAUGGUUGAACAUCUGCAGAGCAGCUACAGUCUGGGAUUUGUGGCUAGUGGAAGACGGUGGAUGGCCCUGACUGAAUCAGACAUCUUCUGGAACACAACAGACACUGGCUGGGUGAAGGCGGCCUGGACUCUCUUCUCUGCCUGGCCCAAUGGGUCUUGCAUCUUUGUCCAUGAGCUACCCCGUGUUAAUGCCAAAGUUAUCCUGAAUACUCUCUCCCAGUUUCCAAUCACUACUCUCUGCUGUGUCCCCACCAUCUUUCGGCUGCUUGUGCAAGAGGAUUUGACAAGAUGCCAGUUUCCGAGUCUGAGACACUGUUUGACUGGAGGAGAGUUCCUGAAUCCUGACGUGAGGGAAAAGUGGAAGAGCCAGACAGGCCUGGAACUGCAUGAAGGUUACGGCCAAUCAGAAACAGUUGUCAUCUGUGCCAAUACAAAAGGCAUGGAAAUCAAAUCUGGAUCCAUGGGGAAAGCAUCUCCACCUUACGACGUGCAGAUUGUGGAUGACAAGGGCAAUGUCCUGCCUCCAGGAGAAGAGGGGGAUGUUGCGGUUCGUAUCAGACCCAGCCGGCCCUUCUGUUUCUUCAAUUGCUAUUUGGACAAUCCUGAAAAGACAGCUGCCUCCGAAAGAGGGAACUUUUACAUCACUGGGGACCGAGCCCACAUGGACGAGGAUGGAUACUUUUGGUUCAAAGGAAGAAAUGAUGACGUGAUCAAUUCUUCAGGCUACCGGAUUGGUCCUGUGGAAGUAGAGAGUGCCCUUGCUGAGCACCAGGCUGUCCUGGAGGCCGCUGUGGUCAGCAGUCCUGACCCUAUCAGGGGAGAGGUCGUAAAGGCAUUUAUAGUCCUUUCUCCAGCCUACUCCUCUUGGGAUCAGAAGGAACUAACCCAGGAACUCCAGGAGCACGUGAAAAGGCUGACAGCUCCAUACAAGUAUCCCAGGAAGGUGGCCUUUGUUUCAGUUGCCAAAGACGGUUUCUGGAAAGAUUCAAAGGAGUAA